This is a messenger RNA of Naumovozyma castellii, 3918 nucleotides long. It is a transcript of the gene VPS8, whose product is annotated as CORVET complex membrane-binding subunit VPS8. Lineage: Eukaryota; Fungi; Ascomycota; Saccharomycetes; Saccharomycetales; Saccharomycetaceae. The transcript has a single exon. The coding region runs from base 1 to 3918 and encodes 1305 amino acids. The record is from RefSeq and is a predicted model, not a curated record.
AUGGUAAAAUAUAACGUUACGAUACAGUACUCUAACAAGUUAAAACACUCAAGUAACGGUGAUAUGGAAGAUGAAGCACCAUUGUCCGGGCAAAACAUAGAAACUAUGUCAAUGGGUAAUAAUACAGUACAACUCGGAUCUUCGUCGACGGUUGACCAACUACCCUUUGAUGAUUUGCAAACACCGUCAAAGUCAUUCAACGAUUCAUUAGCAAGCACUGUACCCAGUAUAUCAAAUAGUCUAUUCUUUAAAGAGACAGCGCAUUCAAACUCGCUUAUAAAAUGGACAACAUUGAAUCAAAUCUAUUCCCUGGUAAGCGCAUAUGGUGGACCUACUUGCAUACUCCCUACAAAAUCAUAUUUUGUCUUGGGGACGUCUAAGGGUGCUCUUUUAAUAUUCAAUUUUAAAGAAUUUCUACAGACAAUAUUACUUCCACAAAUAUCGGAUAAGGAAACUUUGCUGCGAUCAGCAGUGAAGACAAUAGCUGUUGCUACGGAUGGUACUUAUUUAGCUGCCGCAUAUCAAUCUGGUGAUGUAUUUAUUUGGAAUUUGAAUUUGAAAACUACAAAUGAGGAUAUCCCAUUCUUUGAAAAUAGAAACGAGCCUCUUUCAUCAGUGAAUUCUUUGGAUGCUAUCUUACAUAUAACUUAUCAUAAAGAUUCUGACAUUAAUGGAAUGGGAUUCUUGCAUAAUCGUCAUACAGCUUUAAUUGUAAGUGACUCCUCUAGUAGAAUUACGUUCCAUAAUGGGUUUAGGAACAGUUUUUGGAAUCUCACUUACAGUUCAAAGGAUAUCUUAAGUCUUUCUCCAAAUGAAAAAUUAUUUUGUUCAAUGAUGGCAUUGCCACCUAGAGAUUCUAAUUUUAAGUCUGGGAACUUAUUGGCUAUAUUGACAAAUAUUAAUUUUGUGAUUCUUUCCACAAGUCCGCAUCCAGAGAUCCUAUUUCAAGAAAAUCUUCAUGAUGCAAAAUCCAAUACAACAGAAGGGCCCAUUUAUAAUUCCUCCAUUGCAUGGUCUACUGAUAGAUCACAAAUUGCCUACUGCAUAAACAAAACUGUAUUCUUGUUUGGUUUGUCUAAUCAAGUAACGCCAUUGGAGUUUGUGAUAACAAGAAGAACAUCGACCUUUACUGAAUCUAUCCUUUCUCUUCAAUGGCUAAAUCCAAGAUUAUUAGGAAUCUUGACUAUAUCCCACCAAUUCCUUAUAGUUGACACUAAAACCCAAUUCGAAAUUAUAUUAAAAAUUGAUUUAUUAGUACAUGAUCUUCUGAUACCACCAGAUAAACAUUUUGCCUUUAAUAAUAACAGGAUUUUUCUACUUACGCUUUAUGGCUUUAAGAUUGGCUCCUUUGUAACUUGGUCUGAUAUUACAUUAUCUAAUGUACAAAAAGGUGAUUAUAUGAAAGCGCUCAGUUAUAUCGAAUUGUUUUUAAGACCCAAUUUUGCGAUCCCAACUUUAUUGAGACUCGAACCAGAUCAGAAGGAGAAGGAAACACAACUGUUGGAACCAUUCUACAAUCUAGCAUUGGCCACUCAAAGAUUCUUGUUGAAGAAACGGGACGCUAAUUAUGAUAAUAUUUUUAAAUUAGUCUCGUUGGUGGUGCGUGUCUUGGAUUCUUUCCAUCUCAAGGACACCACCUCUACACUAAAAAUAUCAUUAAACUCAUUCUUAGAACAGGCGCUUGAGUUUUUCGACUCAAAUACAAUUGGAUUAUAUUAUGAGGUAUUAUCAAAUCUUAUUAUUGAAGGUUAUAUUAGAUCUGUAUCUGCUCCUAUCUUCAAGAAUUUGAUUAGUUAUUUCUCCAGUAUCAAACGUUUCUCUACAAUCCAAGAACUAAUUAUUAUUCUAGACUCAAAGACGUUAGAUAUUGAUCUCGCUGUCAAAUUGUGUAAAGAAUUUCAUCUUUCCACCAUCCUCAUCUAUUUGUGGAAUAAAGUCUUUCUCGAUUAUAUUUCUCCCCUGGUUGAUUAUUUGCAUUUAUUGGCAGGGGACAGUAAUCAAUGCAUGCUUUUCGACUAUACUACGAAAAAGAUAGAAUAUGAAAAUAUUUUCACAUAUCUAUCUUUUAUUCUAUUAGGGAAACAAUAUCCUGAAAAUAUACCUAUUAUGCCGCAAGAAUUACAAGACAAAAUUAAAAUGGAUAUAUAUGGUGUCCUACUCAAUGGUACUUUAAUAGAGUGGCCGAAGGGCUCCGGAGAGAAAGUCCAUACAGUAAAAAAUUCACAAGAUGAGCCAGCAUUCCCCUAUUUGCAUUUAUUGUUGAAUUAUGACAUAAAAAGUUUAUUAUCCUUAUUUAAUAAAGUAUUUGAGGAUUCUUUAUUUAAUAUCUCCAGUGAAUUUGAACAAGAUAGUAAUGGUAGGAUCAUCAGGUUAGAUAGACAAUAUAUCAUAGAUUUACUUCUUGAUAUUUUGAAAGAUUUGAGUGAUGACCGAAAAAAAUCCCAACUGGCAGUAUUUGUAGCCCUGAAUGUAGCAAAAUUUCCUCAAUUCAUUUCCUUGUCAAAUAACUUGCUAGAAGAAGUCAUAUCUAAUAUUCUUCUUUGCCAUGAUAAUAGUUCAAGUGAAAUGUCUCAGAUAGCUAUAGAAGCGGUUAUUCCUAUCUAUGCUCCAAAAGACCCAGAACUGUUUAUAUUGGAGAUGAAAGAAAGGAACUUCAAUGGGGUACUUUUCAGUUUUUACAGACAUUCCAAAAGGUAUUUUGAGUGGGCAACAUUAUCACUGGAUUCAGAAAGUACAAUAGAGACGUAUGGCACGCCAUUGAUUGACGUAUUGAAACUGAUUAUAGCCAAGACUAACCCUAAUUCCUUGGAACAUUCAAAACUGGUUGAAUUGUUUACGACAAAGAUGGAACUGAUUUUAUCCACUCUAGGUACGACAGCAAGUGUCAAGCUUUUCCAUCAACUUGAUAGCUCUCUUCAUAAGAAAGUAUUAUUAAUACCGAGCCUCCGUUUACAACAAAAAUACUUAGAAGAUUUAUUUUCGUUUUACCCCGCUUAUGGAACCACUGAUUCAAUUAUUAAAGAGAAAUAUAUUGAACUUUCUUGCACACUUAAAGAUAAUCAAGACUUAAUACCCUGGAUUGAGAGUUUCGAUUUAACAAAUAUUGAUGUUGGAAAAAUGAAUGUACUUUUGUCAAGUUCAGAUAAUUAUGAAGCUCUUGCUGUUCUCCAUUUCAAGCUCAGAGAUUAUUCCAAAACUGUUGAUGAUCUUCUAAAAUGCAUAAAUUCAGAAUUCCUAGGGAAGAAAAGUUCGCAACAGGUUGUACAACGACAUCUGGAAUAUGCAAUUCACACAUGUGUUCUUUCUGGUGAUGAAGAAGCGGCAAAUUGGACAAAACUAAUAACUUCAUUAAUAGUAAUAUAUGAGAAUGCAAAUAUUGCUGAUCAUGAGAAAGAAAUAUGUAAUAUUUUACUUCAAGAGGUUUUCAUUCGUUUAUCAGCAACUAAACAAUCAAGCGCAGCUGCAGGAUCAAAUUUCUUCUGGAUGAUUUUAGGGAAAGUUUUAGAGGAUCCAAAUGUCAUUUUACUGAAAACGCAACACUUGAAAAAGCUACUGGGGGAUAUUUUUUCAGCAUAUGAUAUCGAGAAAUGUAUGGCUGAUCUUAUUCUUAAUAUUUUAGAAAAGGCAUCAUUAUCGGUGGUUCACGCAUAUAGUGACCUACUGAAAGAAGGUUGGUCUAUUAGAAAUGAUGAGUGUGAUGUAUGUGGUAAAAAAAUAUGGGGUGUAGAAAUAAGUGAUUUAACUUCAGUGUUUUGGGAGGAACUGAGAAGGAAGGAAACCAUAUAUACAAUUGGAGCUGAAAAUUACAGAAUCGCUGUAUUUAAAUGUCACCAUGGCUACCAUACAAAAUGCCUUGAAAAUAUGGGGCAAUCGAAUACUACUUAUAAAUGCCUGAUGUGUCAGAGACUAGAUGUUUAG